Syngnathus typhle (broad-nosed pipefish) is the source of this 3627-nucleotide messenger RNA. Its product is annotated as nuclear pore membrane glycoprotein 210-like. The coding region runs from base 1 to 3627 and encodes 1208 amino acids. Gene Ontology annotation, cellular component: nuclear pore. NCBI's taxonomy places the organism in Eukaryota, Metazoa, Chordata, Actinopteri, Syngnathiformes, Syngnathidae. The transcript is spliced from 24 exons. The record is from RefSeq and is a predicted model, not a curated record.
AUGGCCUUUGCGCGCUGCCAAGUAGAAGCUCGAGUGGGCAUGAUUCUAGAGCUACCGCUCAGAAUAUUUGGCCGAUUGGAGGAAAAGUGGAUGGAGCCAGUCAUGCUGAGUGACUGCUCCCACUUUGACCUGCAGGUAGAUGUGGAAAGCCAAAGCGUCUUUCAGCACCUUGAAGGUCGUCUGGGUCCAGGCCAAGGCCACUGCAGUGGACUGAGAGCCAAAGCCCUGGCCCCGGGCUACACCACGCUGUCGGUCAGCUACAACCAUGGCAAUGUUCACCUCGGCGCAAAGAUCACGAUUGCAGCUUAUCCUCCCCUCAUCGCUAUUGACCCCAUGUCCGUGGCUGUUGUGACACUGGGUUCCUCUAAAGACAUGCUGUUUGAGGGUGGGCCUCAGCCUUGGGUUCUGAAGCCCUCUAAGUUCUUCUGUGACUUGAAAGCUGAGAAUGAAGAAAGCGUGAGCCUGACUCUGGCUAGCCCACUCUCCCAUAAUUACGAUCAGCACUUGGUCAGAGCAACCUGCAGGGCAUUGGGAGAGCAGAUGCUUGAGGUGAGGGUGAGCAACAAGGCCAGUAUGACCAACCCUUAUCCCGCUGAAGAGCGGGCAUCUGUAAAGUUUGUUUGCGCUCCUCCGUCACGCCUCACGCUGGUCCCAGUGUACGCCGUUCCAUGGCUAGAACUCUCAUGCCCUCUGCUGCAGCAGAACAUAUACGUGGUACUGGUUUCAAAUUACCGCAACUCCGUUUUGGAGCUUGCAGCUUUUGAUGAACAAGGGCGGAAGUUUGACAACUUCAGCUCACUGAGCACAGUGUGGGAAUCAAGCAAAGUGUCCCUGGCCAGUAUCGAGCCUACCCUACCUAUGACCCUUGAACCUUUUGAGGAUGAAAACAAACAGAUGAAACUACACGGCCGGCAGAUCGUCGUUGUGCAUCGUCAAUCGGGGAUUGCUGCCAUCAUGGCGACAGCGCUGGAAUAUCAGCGGUCUCAUAUCCAAGCAGCCAAUGUUCAUCGACGGGGUGACACGUUAACCCCUGUGUCAGCAACAUUGGAACUCCUGUUAGUUGAAGCUGUGAAGGUUCUUCCUGACACAUUGACCAUAUUCAACCACCCAGAUGUGCGGAGUAAUCUUGUCGUACGAGCGGGGUCAGGCCACUUUUCUGUCAAUACCAGCAUUAAAGGCAUUGCAGAUGUGGUGUUUCAGGACACCCAAGGAACAGUUCAGGUUGCCCCCAUCCAGCCAGGUGUGGUGGAAGUGAUGGUUCAUGACCUUUGUUUAGCGGUCCCAUCUACAGCCAAAGCCACAGUGCGGGUUUCCGAAAUCCUGAAGGUGAAUUUGAGGGUGGUCGACAAGGUGGGAAUUGGCAAAUCAGUAAGGUGUUAUGUCACAGUAUUGAAUGACAACAAAAAUCCUUUCCCCACCAGCUAUUUCCCAUUCAUGAAAUUGAAAGUCAAGGCAGCGUCUUCAAUUGUUGCAUUAACACCACUCGCAGAGUCCACAGAACAUGACACUGCGGUUUACGUUGCAAAAGGUCUUUCUAUUGGCCAGACAACGUUGGCAGCUGUCGUAGUAGAUAAAAAUGGGAGAAAAAUUUCAUCCGCCCCUCAACAAAUCGAGGUAUUUCCACCAUUCAAACUCAUCCCUCGGAAAAUGACUCUGCUGAUUGGAGCAAUGAUGCAGAUCACAUCCGAGGGUAGACCACAGUCCAAUAUUCUGUUUUAUAUCUCGGAUGAAGACAUUGCUUCUGUUAACGGCACAGGUCACGUCAAGGGUGUGACCACCGGUAACGUCACUGUGACAGGACUCGUCCAAGCUGUCGAUGCUGAAACCGGCAAGUUGGUUGUUGUGUCAAAGGAUCAGGUAGAAGUUGAGGUUGAGCAUUUGACUGCCAUUCGAAUUCGAGCACCCAUUAUACGUAUGGUGACGGGAGCGCAGAUGCCUGUGUUUGUGAUGGGUUUGACCAAUAGCCAAAAACCUUUCACCUUUGGCAAUGCUGUGCUAGGACUUAGCUUCCACUGGUCCACUACCAAAAAGGACAUCCUGGAUGUCCAGUCAAGACACUCUAUGGCUAAUGUGGAGCUCAACGCCGAGCACAAUUUCGGCAUGAGCGUGACGGGUCGAACAAGAGGGCGGACUGGGCUCAAGGUUGUCUUCAGAGUUGUCGAUCCGGUUGUUGGUCAACUUGCAGAGCUCAAAGAUGAGAUCCAAAUCCAGGUCUAUAACAAGCUAUACGUGAUUAAACCCCAAUUCGAGAUACUCAUGAGUCCAAAUUCAACCUUCAAAGUUGAAACAAACAGGGAUGGCAAGGCUGCACUGUCAUACCAGAUGAUGAAUUGGACUGACCAAGUUGCUAUCGUGCAAGUUGAUGAAAAGGGCUUCCUCUUCUCUGGUCCACUCACUGGCAUGUCACCACUGCUGGUUACUUGCCAAGAUUCCUUUGGUGUCAAUCAAACACUCAUCGCCCCAGUAAAGGUGGUACCUGUGUCCUACGUGCGCUUCAGUACCAGUCCAGCGUUACACACGCCCACCGGGGAGAGCUUUAAAGCCCUCCCUUUGGGCAUUGUCCUUACCUUCACCGUUCAUUUUCACAUCAGCACUGGAGAGACCCUCCACAGCUCCAACAGCCGUGUCACCUUCUCCACAAACAGGGAUGAUCUGGUGCAGAUCGAGUCUGGGCCUGAUAACCACACGUUGACGGUCAGGACGGUGAACGUAGGCCUCACGCUUCUGUCUGUGCACGACAACGAAAAUACUGCGCUGGCAGACUACAUUCCUCUUCCCGUGGAGCAUGCCAUCCUGCCAGGAGAGGCCCAGAGCCUGGUGGUGGGAGACGUCAUUUGCUUUACUGCACAUCUGACCAGUCAACAUGGAGGUCAUGGUAUUUGGAGCUCCUCAGCCAAUGCUGUGCUCCAGGUGGAUUCCAAAACCGGUGCAGCUGUGGCCAGAGACAAUGGGGCAGCUACCGUGUACUACGAGAUACCUGGUGUUUUAAAAACAUACAGAGAGGUUGUGGUGAAAUCGUCUCCAAGGACAGCCGCAAUAGCGCAAGCCUUGCCAGUUAGAAUUAGCAAGCCGACUGAAGUCUUAUUCACAACCAGAGGACAAGGAACCAAUCUCAUUGGAACCUGCUCCUCGUUCCAGACAGAAGCCAUCGCGCUACUACAGCCAGAAACUUCUGUCGCUUGCCUCCUCAGCUUUACGAGUGAUGCUGUUGAUUUCCCUGCAAGCAGCGUCUUCAAAACACACACGAGUUUUGAUCCCAGCAUUGGCUUGUACAAGUGUUUAAUUACUCUACAGCCAAUGGCAGACCAGCUGACCCGAGUUCUCAACAUGUCCAUGACCAACCUGCUAGUGAAGGCUGGCCUGGAGGGCAGCACCUUCUCUGGGGAGCAGGUCAGCGCCAGACUGCCGCUAGAGCUCACUCUCUACUGCGACCUGACUGAGCGCGCCCUCUACUGCCACCUGACGGAGCUGAUGCUCUCCAACCUGCAGCCAUCUGUGGAGCUCACAGUCUUCGGUCCAGCUGUUGCCCGAGCAUACUUGACGGUCAGAGGAAAGAACUUUUUUUAUCCAAAUAGAGAUGCCUCGGAAAAACAAAACAGUACAAUGGACUAUCUUUCUGUGUCUUAG